AUGCAGUUUUUCAUCACUUUGAUCACCUUCGCCAGCCUCGGUCUGAAUAUCCUACAUGGUCAGGCCGCGUCGAUUCCUGUGGUUGGCUUAGCUCGCCGCGACGAGUCCAUCAGCCAUGCCUAUCGCUCUGUCACCAACGAGAAGCGUCAGCAUGAGUAUGGAAUUAACACGGAUGAGGUCGCCAACGAGAAGCGCCAGCAUGAGUAUGGCGUUGAUGCAGACGAGCUCGCCAAUGAGAAGCGCCAGCACGAGUAUGGCAUUAACACUGACGAGGCUGCCAACGAAAAGCGCCAGCAUGAGUACGGCAUCGAUGCAGACGAGGUCCCCAACGAGAAGCGCCAGCACGAAUAUGGCAUUAACACAGACGAGGCUGCCAACGAGAAGCGCCAGCAUGAGUAUGGUGUUGAUGCGGACGAGGUUCCCAACGAGAAGCGCCAGCACGAAUAUGGAAUUAACACAGACGAGGCUGCCAACGAGAAGCGCCAGCACGAGUAUGGUGUUGAUGCGGAUGAGGUCUCCAAUGAGAAGCGCCAGCACGAGUAUGGUAUUAAUACGGACGAAGUCGCCAACGAGAAGCGCCAGCACGAGUAUGGCGUUGAUGCGGACGAGACCGCAUGA
Molecule: messenger RNA, 618 nt
Organism: Didymosphaeria variabile
Lineage: Eukaryota; Fungi; Ascomycota; Dothideomycetes; Pleosporales; Didymosphaeriaceae
Exons: 1
Coding region: 1-618 (205 amino acids)
Source: RefSeq, a predicted model, not a curated record